Messenger RNA from Closterium sp. Yama58-4, 1317 nucleotides. NCBI's taxonomy places the organism in Eukaryota, Viridiplantae, Streptophyta, Zygnematophyceae, Desmidiales, Closteriaceae. The record is from the annotation of a GenBank genome assembly.
AUGGAUCAAAUCAUCACCGCCUCUCGACCAUCCCCGACUCCAUGCGACCGCGGGAUUUUGGAUGUUUCGCCGACCGCGCGUGCCUCGGCGCGGAGUCACUCCUGGGAAUCGUCGGAUGACCGUAGUAGGGUGUUGAAGCGGUCGCGCACGGACAGCGAGCGGGGGGAUGACGGCGGCAGCAAUGACGGGGAUCUCCCGGCAACCCACCUGAUUCCCGCUAACCAUCGGGCUUUACUUGGACGCAGUGAGUCUGCGGGUAAUAGCAUGGACUCGCAACGCAGCAGCGUGAGAAUCGGCGUUAGAGCGAGCGACAACGAGCGAUUAAGGUGCUCGAGCGAGCCUGCGACUCCCGACGGCGCGCGGCAGCGAGAAGCGGUGCAGGCGGCGAGUCAGGCGGAGUGUGAGCAGGCCAUGGGAGGCGCGGAGGCAGCGGCUGUCGUGAAGGGGUAUGCGACAACGCCGCGCGGCCAGGUUCACUAUCGCAGGUGCGGGUCGGGCCAUCCCGUGGUGUUGCUGCACGACGCGGGGCGCUCGUCCGCCAUGUGGGCGCCCGUCUUGCCGCUGCUGGCGGCGCGCGGAUGCUGCGCGCUGGCCGUGGAUCUGCCGGGGUGCGGCGAGACGACGGCGGCGUGUCGCGACUACAGCAUGCUGGAGAUGGGCGCCAUCGCCGUCGCCGCCGCCAUCAACGUUGGCUUCACGCAGCGCUUCGACCUCGUGCGUGCUCUCUCCUUCGCACGAUUUCUCCUUAUUUCGGUCCAUCUCGCCAUCCCCUGUCGACAGGUGGGGCAUGGAUUCGGGGCGAGCUUGGCGCUGCAGAUGGCGGUCGUGUUCCCCGCGCGGGUGAGGCGAGUGGGUCUGUGGGGCGUCAUGCCGCAGGACGAGCGCGCCAAGCUGCUAGCAGCCGCUGCACAGGCAAUAAGCGCGGGGGGUGGGGAUGGGGAUGGUGCGGCGGCUGCUGCUCCUCAGAGCGUGGUUGCUGUGGCAGUGCAGCAGAUACUGAUGCGGAGUACAGCCCACCAUCCGUCACUUCAUCAUCUCGUUGAAGAGGUAAUGGAGGGCCUUCAGUCGCUGCUGACACGCCACUUGCUCGCCAAGGCACAUGCAGCAGUGCACCACGGGGAACUGCUGGACAAGGUGCAGCAGCCCGUGCUGUGCCUGGCAGGCUGUGACGACCCGUUCCAGUUUGAAACCAUGAUGGCUGCAUCGCGUAUGGGCAAGGGGAAGUAUUACCACAUUAACUCGGCAGGCACUGAUGUGCUUCAGACUCACUCCGAGCAGUAUGUGCAAACGCUGAUGGAGUUCUUAGGGUCGCAAUGA